This is a messenger RNA of Pelobates cultripes (western spadefoot toad), 26225 nucleotides long. The record is from the annotation of a GenBank genome assembly. NCBI's taxonomy places the organism in Eukaryota, Metazoa, Chordata, Amphibia, Anura, Pelobatidae.
UCACCACUAGGGAGCGCGCAUGACGAGCAUAGGAACAGCUAGCAACCCAUGGCUGACACGGAAGAGGAAAACCUCCAGAGUCAAGUGAGUGUGGGCAACGUGUCUCAUGGCUGAGCUGUGACUCCAGGCACAGAGUACUGUCUGAGAACAAUAAUUAAUACAGAGAUUUAUACUGUCUGAGUAAUGGCUGUAUUACAGGGGACCAUAACUACUAUAGUGAUUUGGUUUAAUAUAACAGUAGAUCAGUGACUGCACUGCUUCAUUUAUUAAUUAAAAGUGUGGUACCUGAUUAACUCCUUUAUUGGUCAAUAAGAUCUGCAGUUAAAAUGCAGACAUGCUAUUAUUGCUUAGCUCCCAGAUAGGCUGGGGGGGGGCUGUCUCUGCACUGGCCCCUUUUGUAACCCCGCUGCCCUAUUCCAAAAUCACAGUGGUUUUAUAUAAUAUAUAAUGUAAAAUGUGAGCCAAAUUGAGUGGCUACAUUUAACCCUUUAACUACCAUGCUGUUGCAGUUUAUAGUCCAAAGCAUCAUAUUCUAUUGGUUUAUAUGGUAACUGCUCCACUAUUACUAUUUAGCUCCAGAUUUAACCCCUUAAGGACCAAACUUCUGGAAUAAAAUGGAAUCAUGACAUGUCACACAUGUCAUGUGUCCUUAAGGGGUUAAUCACUACACCUAAUUCCCUUAGUGUUGAUGAGACCCAAAGCUACAAAAGUUACAAUAACGCAAUCUGAACCUGCCAUGUUUGUGUUUAAAUACAAAAUAUGCAAAAAACUAAAAUAAACUACAACGACCUUUUAAAGAUAUUACUGCAUUCACACAACAGACAAAACAAAUUGUUGUACUUGCAAGGAAUUGCAUGUUGCAAAUCUCAUCACCGUUACAAAACAACAAAGAAAGCUUUGAGAUUUUGUAUUGAUUUAAGCCUUUAAACCUACCAGGGUGUGCAGACUUAGGAUCUCUAUCCUCUGUAGAUCAACCAUGACACCAACUGCAAAUAGACAGUGGAUUCCAGUAACAUAGCAAAACACAACCAAUGUGUUGCAUUAACCUGUUACAGUUUUAUUUAGUUUAUAUAGUUGUGUUCUUUAAACAUUCACUGAAUAUAUCUGAAAUUAUUAAGGAACUUUUACAGGUCCAACCUAAUGAUUAUGUUGUAUUUCGCAUUUUAUCAUUUAUACAGAGUUUCAGAAUUUAGUUUUAAAUGAAAUCUUCCAAUUUAGCUAAAUACUGUAUGUAAUGUAUUCACUUACAUAUCGUACGCUAUAUGAUACACGCUGCAUACCUUUUAACUCCGUCAUUUGCUUUGUUUGUAAAUUUCAGAUUGAUGAGAUUGAAGCCUUGUCGUCCAUAUAUGGAGAUGAUUGGUGUGUAAUUGAUGAAGCUGCACGAAUAUUUUGUAUCAAAGUAUCUGAUUCUACAGAUGACCCCAAAUGGAUCAUUUGCUUGCAGGUAAAAUAUAAUUGUCUUCAUAAAUACAAAUAAAAACACAUUUUCUUAGCUUGGAUUAUACUGUUACAUUUGGCUGCAGUGGUUUUCAGAUUCUCUGCUGGGCACCAGCGAUAUCUUUUAUUUUACAGUUUUUAAUGGUUUGACAAAAAAUCCAGGCACUCCACUUACAUGUCACACCACCGACACAGGUUACCUAUAACACACAAUGGGACCUGGUAAAAGCCUUCUGGCAUUGAGUUUAUUCUCCAGCUUGAUUUCUGCUUAUGAUAGCAAUGGGUCUACCCAAAAUGUAAUCUUUCAAUGUAAUAGCGUUCACAACCUUUACAGGAAGGGUAUUCCAAGUGUCUUCAAGUCUUUCUGUUAAUGCAUAUUUAUUCCCAAUGUCCAUUUAUGUAAUUUAUAUUUUUAUUGCAAAUAGCACUUCCUUGUACCUUCUGAAAUCUUACAUAUCUUGUUUUUAUUAUGCCAGUCCUGUGCAUUCUCUGUAUGUACAUAUAUGUAUAUAUAUAUCUAUAUUUCAUUCAUUCUUCUUCAGUUAAGUAAACUUUAUAGCAUUCCAGCUCGUUUUCUCUAUGUAUUUUAUAGUGAACUUUCUCCAGUGCCUUUUAAUCUUUUCAUGAGGAUUAGGUCUCCAAAACCAGACCGGAUAUUUUAGGGGUGAUGGGAACAGAGGAAUCUGUAAGAGUGGGCACAUUAUGUAAGGUGAUUUAUUAAAGAGCUUGGUUAUAUUUUCCUACUAAUAAUCCAUUUUCCCUUACACCAAAGUAUUUUACUAGACAUUUACUUCCUGUUUAGUCACAUUGCUCGCUUGCUGAAAAGCUGAUUAAUCUAAAAUCCCCAGGAUAUUUUAUUCUCCUGUUUCAGUAUAAUUCUGCAUUCCAUUCUAAGUAUGAGUCUUUGAGUUUUUCUGCCAAAAUCUUUAUUCUUCAAUUUCCUGCAUUUUCUGUCUCCCCUACUCCAGGCAUCCCUUUAAUGAUAAAUGACUUAGCACACAUGAACAUUAUGUUCUAAAGGGAUUUGUGUAACUUGUACUCCUGAAAGGGUUAAAUCAUUUCUGCUCUGUAUUAAGUACAUGUUAAUAAAAUGGGUAAAGUAUUACAUUAAACAUGCAUGGCCCAAACUGCUUUAUCUUGCUUAUGGUAGGACCUAGUUUCUUCUCCCCCUAUUAUAAUAGUACUAUUACUACUACUACUAUUAUAGUAUAAUCUCUGAGGUGCCUGGAGAUUUAGAGAUGAUGGGAAUCAGUCUCUGGGUUAAAGGACCACUAUAGUGCCAGGAAAACAUACUCGUUUUCCUGGCACUAUAGUGCCUUGAGGGUGCCCCCACCCUCAGGGACCCCCUCCCGCCCGGCUCUGGAAAAGGGAAAGGGGUAAAAACUUACCUUUUUCCAGCGCUGGGCGGAGAGCUCUCCUCCUUCUCUCCUCCUCCGUUCCUCCUCCUGGGCUGAAUGCGCACGCGCGGCAAGAGCUGCACGCGCAUUCAGCCAGUCACAUAGGAAAGCAUUCAUAAUGCUUUCCUAUGGACGCUGGCGUGCUCUCACUGUGAAAAUCACAGUGAGAAGCACGCAAGCGCCUCUAGCGGCUGUCAAUGAGACAGCCACUAGAGGAUUAGGGGGAAGGCUUAACCCAUUCAUAAACAUAGCAGUUUCUCUGAAACUACUAUGUUUAUGAAAAAAUGGGUUAACCCUAGCUGGACCUGGCACCCAGACGACUUCAUUAAGCUGAAGUGGUCUGGGUGCCUAGAGUGGUCCUUUAAGAAUGUGAUUAACAAAGAAAGCAUUUAGUCCUGACAUUUGUAGUUAUAAGUAGUAUCUCUGAAUUAACUAUUAUACUUUUGUUAACAAUAAUUGUGCUGUGUACUGACCCACUAGUUUAGUAGACUUGUUAUUAUAAUACAGAGAAUGUGUAGGCUUAUCUAUCAUAUCAACGUUACUUUCAACAUGUCAUAAAAUAUACAAAUGUAUUAUCAUUAACAUUCUGUUACCUAAAGGGACACUAUAGUUACCAGAACAACUACAGCUUAUUGUAUUUGUUCUGGUGCGCAUAAUCAGUCCCUUCAGGUGUUUUGCAGUAAACACUGUCUUUUCAGAGAAAAUGCAGUGUUUACAUUACAGCCUAGUAAUAAACCCAUUGGCCAGUCCUCAGAUGGCUAGUAGAGGUGCUUAUUGGGGCAGUGCUGCAAUAUUCAGUGUCUCCACCCACUGCAUGCAGACACUGAACAUUCCUCUUAGAGAUGUAUUGAUUCAAUAUAGGAAUACAUGUUUGUGUUCCUGAUCCUAUAGUGUUCCUUUAAUAUUUUAACACUGUUUUACACUUGUGUUUAAUUGAAUGCUGCAUUGUUAACAUAUUGCUUCUCCAUUUUAUUCCAGGUUAUAUUGCCCCCCGAGUAUCCUAUUUCUGCACCUCCUCUUUAUCAGUUAAAGUAGGUACUCCCCCCUCCCUCCCCACAGAAUUGUUGUCUCCUUUCCUUUUUCGCUAACCUGAUUUCAGGUUACUUUUCCAUCUUUUCUCUCCAGACUCACAUCGCUUCUCCUCCUUCCCCAAUAUAACAGGGCUCGUGCCCUUCUCCCUCUAUCACCAUAAAUCCGGUCACCCCCCCUGAAAGCCGUGUUUCAUUUUCUCACUUUCUAAAAAUUCUGGGGUUUUUUUUUGUCUGUCAACUCCAACUUUUUGCUCAAGUUUUCUUCUCUUCCUUAGUCAAAAUUAAAUGAAGAUAAGUAGAUUUCCUUCCCAUCUUCUUCAUUGUCUUUCUUUCGUUCCCAGAAAUCAGAUCUCCUUGCUUUUCUAUGGCUACUCUGUUCAUUUCUAUAGAUGAAUUGCUGCACACAAAUCACUCACACAGUGUGUAGGACCUUCUGUCCACAAGAUGCCUGGGACAAUCGGGAUGGUUGAGUUUGGAGGUGUUGAGGAUCUUGCUGCCAUUUGGAAGUUACUACUAUAUUAACUCCCACAAAAAAAGUCUAAUAUGUCUUGGCCUAAAUAUUUCACUGCUUAUACCGUUUUAUUCUGAGUGCUAAACAUGUAAGCUUCUGUUUUUUUAUUUUAUAUUAAUCAAUAUAUUUCUUCUUUAACAUAUGCUAACCAUUUGUAAUUAAAAAGAAUGACUACAGUAACUGUACUGUGCAUAAUAUUGGGUCAAUUUGUGCUUUGUAUUUUCAGUGCUCCAUGGCUAAGAGGUCAAGAUCGUACCAUCUUAUCAGAUAGUCUGGAAGAACUCUAUUUGUAAGUGCGCAAUAUGAUAUAUUUUUAAAUUUUAGUAAACAUUCUGUGACAUUUUAUAAUAAAUGUCUUGUGUUUUUAGACCGAGUUUUCCCAACCAGACCCUUGCAGUUCAAGAAAAUAUAUAUUUGUAUUCGUGGCGCUACAAAGAUACCACAUUAUUAAUAAAACACAUUAAGUGUCAGGUUUAUUUGCUAAUUUAAGAAUUAAAGUCUAGAAAAGUUGCACUUAUCCCCUAGAGAAGGGGUUCCCAAUGAAUUUUUCCAGUGGAACCCUUUGACAUAAUGUAUCAACAUCGUGAAGUCCCCCUCACCCCCAAAUCAAAUUAUGUGUGUGUAUCUGUGUUUGUAUGUGCCACUCUGUGUGUCAAGGUAUAUCUGUGUGUGUGUUUGUGUAUGUAUCUGACACACAGAUAUACACACACACACUGGCACAUAGUGGCACAUAGAUACACACACUCAGAUACACACACUCAGAUACACACAUGCAAACACACUGACAUACACACAUACUGACAUACACACACACACACUCAGAUACACUGACACACAUACACUCACUGACAAACACACAUACUCUUUGACAGACACACAUACAAACACACAUACACAUAUACACUCUCACUGACGAACACACAUAACAUUUUUUAUUUUACUCCACCCAGCCUCCCUACCUUUGGGAGUGCUGGCAUGUAGUCUAUGUCCCUGUGGCCCAGUGGGGCUGCUGGGCUAGGCGUGCUGUCCAUGAGGGUCUCGUGGGGCUGCUGAGCGGCUGGGCGUGCGGUCCCUGUCGUUCAGUGGGGCUGCUGAGCAUCUGGACAUGCGGUCCCUGUGGUCUAGUGUGGCUGCUGGCGUGUGGACAUACAGUGCGGGCGGCGAGAGAGCAGUGAUCUUCCUGCUCAGCUCCCUCGAGCGCCUCUUAGUGAUGCCAGAACCAGAGUGACGUUAUAUUCCGGCUCCGGCAUCACUGCUGUGCGCGUGAGAGCGCUGAGCAGGGAGAAGUGCUUUCUCACCGCCAUUUUGUUGGCCCUAGAGGGUUGCAUUUAUAUCGCUUGUUGUAUGUUAUUAAAUGUAUUUUAGCAUGCUGUCUAUAUGUCAUUAGAAGAGCCUUCUACAUUCUUUGAGUUAGAUUCUGAGAAUCUGUGAAUUUUCAGACCUGCAUGAUUUUUGAACAUUUUACACAGUGGAUGGCAACCUUGGCCCUCCAGCAGUCAUUUGGUCACACUACCCAUCGUGUUUGCCUGAUUAUAGCUGCUAGAGAAUAUUAGGAACUGUAGGCUUAGUUGUCCAAUGGGAUAUGCAGUCUUUCUUGGGCGAAAAGUAAUUGGGAAGUUUGGAAAAGUACAAGGUAUUAAUUUCUGGAUUCCCCCUCCUCCCUCAAUACCUGCAAUUCUGCAAUGUACCAGCAGAUGGCAUCAGAUGGUAUAAUUUCUGACUGAAUAGACAUUUUCUCAUUUUAUUUAUUUCAAAAUGGCUAAACUUACCAGUGUAUUUUUUGAAUUGGUUGCCAUUUGUUUAAAAUGUUUAAGAACAGUAUAUUCAUGCUUGUGGUUUCUGACUAAUGAAACACGAGAUAUACUCGGGAAAUUAAAGCUGCUUACAAUCAACUAUUGUAACAUCAGCAUCUAUUAUACAGCAGAAUUUCUUAAAAAACCCAAGGUAUAAUCAAAAAAUUAAAGCUGCUUACUUUCAACCAUUCUAACCUCAGCAUCAUACUAUCGCGUGCUAUUUUUUCAGUCGAAUUUCUUUUACAUGCUAUUGUAAAAAUAAAAAUACACAAAUAUACUUCCUCUUUGCUUCUAGCGUGCAACACAACCCACAAAUGAUUUGGAAGCAAAUCUGUUUAUGAUGUCUGCGUUACAUUCUAAAUUGGAUAAAAGAUUAUAAACACUAAAAAAAAAUCCAAAAAAAAAAUCCCUUUUUCUAUUAAAGGAUUACUUUUUUUUAAGCACCAUAAUGACUACACACAUUUUUUUUUAUUAUUAUAGUGCCGGUAGUGCCAGAGCCAGUAGUGUUGUCAAACCAUUUCCAAACUGUUUGACACUUACCUGGCUCUGUAGAGCACAUAUUAUACUUCUGGUCUGCACUGAAAUGCUAAAAGGGGGACAAAAGUAUAAAUAUUAUGUUCUUCUAUUCUUAGUGGCAUUACUUGCCGUCUUUGUUUUUACUCUGCAUCUCCCACCCCCCCCCAUUUUUUUUUUUAAAUUUACAUUAGAUAAUGCAGUGCCAAGACCCAGUGCUUGAAGCCGUUCUGCCUACCGCUUCCUUUUCAUGCCUGCUAACAUCUUUCUAACUUCUUGUCCAAUCAAAUGCUUCUCCUAGAGAACCAUCAUGAACAAGGAGCACAUUUCUAGCCUGUGACUGGGAAUUUAUGAAAAUAGGUCUUCUAGCCUCAAUCAAUUCUACGUCCAUUUUUUCUCUCUCCCAUCUCUUUGUGGCUGGGUGUACUUCCCUUUACAAAGAUCUUUAGUAUUAUUGCCAGGAAAGCUAAACAUAAGGGGGUUCUGUGUAAAAAAAAAAAAAACAAUAAAAAACUGUAUGUUCCUAAAAUUGCUGCGGAUAUGGAAACGUCAUCAAAGCAUUGUGUCUGCUCCAUGGUGAAUGUCCUGCUGUUGAAAGGUUGGGGCAUUUUUCAGCACACACCUUUUAUACAUAACAAUUAAGGGUUAGCUUUCAGCAAGCUAUUUUAUGUUUGUUACAUUUCUAAUCUUUCUUUUGUUGGCUUUGUAGGCAAAAUAUUGGGGAGAACAUCCUUUAUCUAUGGGUAGAGAAGGUUAGAGAAUUCCUGGUGGAAAAGUCUCAGACAUCUGACGCAGCUGAUCAAGGUUGUGGCAAAGUAUAAUUGCUUGACCUACUGGUUAUGAUUUCAAUGUUUGUGCACAAUGUUCCGCUGAAAUGUUUCAUUGACAAUGGUUUUCUUUAGGUAAUCUAUUGAUAAGUGUAACUUUACACAUAAGGAAACACACUACUCUUUUGUAGAGAGGAUUACCGUUCUAAAUUGAACUUAUAAGUGAAUAAUUAAAAAGAAGGUAAUUAAAUUGAAUAACGGUUCUAAAUGGAGGCCUAUCUUAAAGGCACACUCUAGUCACCAUAACAACUACAACUUAAUGUAGUUGUUCUGGUGUUUAUAGUUUGUCCCCUCGGGCUUUUUAAUGUAAACACUGCCUUAUCAGACGAUCACUGAGAUGGCACAGUGCUGAUCAUUCCCCAUCUCUAUGAGGUGAUGCUGAUUGACGCCAAGGAGGUGAAGCCAGUCACGGCGGACCCAGGGAGUGCUGGAAUAAAUGUAAGUUUAAUACCUUGUUAAAGAGAGCCAAGGGGGGCCAUUGCCUAAAAUACAUGUUUGUAUUCCCGACACUAUAGGGUUCCUUUAAAUCACAACCUGUUAUUGCAUACCUGGGAUAUAUAAUUUCUUGUAAUGCAUUCACAUUAUGCAACCAUUUCUUAUCUACUAUAUAUUGGGUCUCAAAAUCAUAAAGGGCGCUUCCAAGCACCAUAUAAUUGUAGAUUAUACUAGCUUUAGUGUAACUAUAAUCUUAAUUUUAUUAAUGACAGGAGGCGAAUAUUUGCUUAAGUCUCUCUUUACUAGAACUCCACAGCAGCACAUUAACAUAAAAACACCAGAGACAAAAAAAUCAGGAAUCUAUAAAAGGCUUCUCCCAACUAACUAUUUCCUCUUUCACGCUGCGACAAAUAAAGUACAUGAACAAUACACCACAAAUACAAUAACAGGAGAAACAAACAUAACAUAACAAUGAAUUCCAUCCGAAAUUGAAACCGUGGAACCAGUGGGUGAAGCCUUGACCUUUAUCCUGUAGAGUAGUCGGAUCUAAGAACUGUAGCCAAACCAUUAAACUGAAAUGUGAUAAACAGAGUCGAAACACUGAUUAGCGAAUUAAAUGUACUGAGAAAACCUGAAUCCCUAUCAUAAAAUACUGACGGUACCAUAUCCCAGAUAAACCCCAACUCCCCCAGAUAACCAACCUAGCCCAGGAGACCAGGUGAAUAAACAACAAGUCAGUCAAAACAACAAGGGGAGGGAGAAACUGUGAGGGAAAUAUUCGCCUCCUGUCAUUAAUAAAAUUAAGAUUAUAGUUACACUAAAGCUAGUAUAAUCUACAAUUUUAUAGCCUGACAGGAGCCUUCAUAUUUGCUGUUUUAACGCUCGGACAGCAAAGAACAAAGAAACACGAUCCGCCGUACCAACCUACGUACGAUGUCUUGGAGAAAAACACCCGCCAUGUCGGUACCUGAAGUCGCCGUGUUACGGACUGAAGUGAACCGAAAAAACCUAUACGCCCCGCCAAUGCCAACCACAACCAAGCGGUACAUGAAGGGCGGGAAAAAGGGAAAAAAACAUAUAAACAAACGGUGACGUCGAACACCGCCUAAAGGUGGGAGCGCUACCAAAGUAAGAAUAUGACCCUCGGAUCCGACUAAGGCUGAUAGACAAUUAAAGGUACGAACCGCUGAACCCAUCUGAAAGAAAAACAAGGUAUAAUAACGGAAAUAACUCCAGAAUCAGUGAAUGGGCAAAACCCGACAGAACCCACCAUAGGAGCAUGACAAAAACGCAUGUACCCCCUGGGGAGAUGAAUACCUGUCCUCAGGAAUCGUAAAGGGAAUUCUAAGCAGAGCGAGGCCCGCUGACAGUCGUACGCGCUACCUAAUCUAAUUAAUAUGGCAGUCCUCGGUAAUAAAGUGACCGAACAAUACCCAAACCCUGUAAAAGUGGUAGCAAAACUAGGAGAUCCUUACCUGACCCAACUACGUCAGGGUUGCCAUGCAGACCAAAGUCUCACAAUUCCCAAGAUCAAAUGAGCAAGGGUCCAGGAAAUCCAGGAACUAGGUUAGACUCUGCCGAAGCAGAGAUCAUAAUUCCAAAGUACCAGUAGACCGAGGCACCUGUAGAAAGGUCCUGAUACCAAACAAAUGGAGGAGACUCGUCCGCGUCUCCGUGUCGAACACUCCUGGAGGGAAGCGUCCAUCGCUGAGCAAACGGGUCCGUCAUCCAGCCAAACUGGUCGGGGCCUGAUGGGUCCUCCGUGGACUAAAGUCUUGACGCCGGGUCCUCCCAGAGAAACUUCCAUACGUACUCGAGCAGAGGAGAGCGUAGGAGGCACCCCCUUGCGUCCAAUCUGCCUUCCAGGACUCUACUCCUUGAGAUGUAGAGGAGGUCGAUAUUUCCCUGGUUGAAGACGAAAUCCAGGGACUCGAACAAGGGAAAUGCAGGGAGCAUCUGACUUUCGGUCUGGGAGGUACCUCGCAGGGGGCCUGGCAAGUCCGUCCAGGUAGACCGUACAGCAAGAUGUCCUAUAUCGAUGAAGAGUUGCGUCCGGAUCCCAACGCGUGGAAAACGAGAAAGAUCUCUUCAAAUAGUUCUGGAAUUCCUGAAUGUCCUCAAUUCCUCCCAACCAGGUUGUAUUGUCGCCCAAAUGACUGAUGCACAAGAUACCUAUCUCACCAGGGAGAAAAUAGAAGCUACCUUACCAGAACUGGGCCCAGCGGUCCCUAGACGUUUCUUGAGGGCCGCGUCUAAUUCAAAGUAACCAAUGAAUAAACGUUCAAUCGUAGACUCGUGCUGGGACUCCGAGGGGCUCAGAUUCCUUUAUCCCAAGCACCUCCAGCGGACCAAAUUGCGUUUAGGAUAGGGUCGUCUGCCACCCCAGACUCGGGCCCCGUCUGGGAUGUCAUCUGAAAGUGAAGGCAAGUGUGAAAUUCCGGGUCAAGGGUCCAAUCCCCUAUAAAAGGUACGGGUUGGAGCUGAGAUAAGCCUCCAUCAAGUAUUUCCAUGUAAAAAAGGACACAUAUACUUCCUCAUAUGUUCCGCUAGCACAACUCACUCGUGUAGCGGAAAACAAUCGGCUUGCCAGUGCGGACUUAAUAGUACAGGCACUGCAGUAGGCCGCACUCAGGAUCUCCUGAAUACUAGACAGGUGCUUAACCAGCAAAACCGCAGUGCCCCAUCGGAGUCUAAGUCUGGGUUUGCGGCUACUUAGUUCGGGAGCCCGGCUGGGAAUACCGCUCGAAUUAUCCUGCGGGCUUCUCAAGCCAGCGGUCUACGGGCCCAGAAAUGCACCGAUGGUGCUAGGUGAUUGGGCAGAGACCAUUCCAAAGAAACCAGGUGAGCAAUGGAUCGAGGGUCGAACAGGGGUUCGUUUAAGGCGAUCCACGAGACCUCUUCUUCCACGGUCGUUGGGGCCCCUGUAGUGGACUUUGUUCUACAUGUCAUGGUGCCACUAGGGGCCAUCAUCAUAAUCCACACCCCACAUUGUCCUCUCCUUCUGAGGGGAACCGGUCUGCCCGCCAUUCAGCUAGGGCGGCCAUGGUGGGGGAGUUACGGGGACCUUCACCCCUGCGCCACAUAGGCAGUGUCGUCUGACCGUCAAGGCUGAUCGUAUCAGGGCUAGACACUUCUCCGGAGUCUAAUCUUUCCGGGCGUCUGGUUCCGGGCCUUCACCCUACCCGUAGUGCUUAUGCGCCCUUGCUUGCUCUCCACUCGGAGAUUCUGACUCCUUCAAGUCAUCUUCCUUUUUAAGAAGGUGGUCACUGCCGCGUCCGGUGGUCAUUGCCUCACCUGCGCCAUAUAGGCAGGGCCGUCUGGCCGCUUGCAGAGGGGCUAGCCGCUCCUCGGAGUCUUAUCUUUCCGGAGGACCGCUUUCCGGCGGCUGCAAAUGGACGAAAAGUGAAGGGGGCAAAGCCACCCGGAAAAGGUAGAGGGAGGGAGGGAAAAAGGAAACCCUCACCCCCAAACCCGAGAAAAAACGAUCUCCAGACAGGGGGACCAAAACAGGAAAAUGCAGAAAAGUCAUAAGAGAAAAUUCAUCCCUACAGCAAAAAAGUAGGGACAGAAAAAUACAAUCUAAAUAAAUAAAUCAUAAUGGCAGUAGGAAGGUAAACACAUUCUAAACAAAUAAAUCCCUGCAGCCAUAAGAAGGUAGAUGCAGAAAAACAGAGUAAAUAAAUAAAUCAAUCAAGCAAUCCCUACAGCACUAAGUAGGUAGGUGUAGAAAAUACAGUAUAGCUAAAUAAAUCAAUCACUAGAGCACUAAGUAGGUAGAUGCAGAAAAUACAGUAUAGCUAAAUAAUACAGUAAUAAACAUAUAAAUACAGUAAAAUAUCCACAACCACCCAUAUAUAACAGGAGGCAGUGGUACUCUGACCUGUACUGUCUGCGGAGCAGCAAAGAAAGAGGAAAUAGUUGGGAGAAGCCUUUUAUAGAUUCCUGAUUUAUUUUUGUCUCUGGUGUUUUUAUCUCUAUGUUAAUGUGCUGCUGUGGAGUUCUAGUAGAGAGAGACUUAAGCAAAUAUGAAGCCUCCGGUCAUGCUAUAAAAUUUAGCAUUAUUGCUUUGCUUUGAUGGUGGUGCCAGAAGUUCCCUGCACACAAGAAUAAUUGUGAAUUGAGAAUAAUGUAGAGCUGUGGUGACUGGUAAAAGGCUAAUACAAAUUACAGAGUGGAAUUAUAAUUAAGCCUAAAUAUAUAUGUUAAAUGAUUUCUACUGCUUAAUUUCAUAUUUAUUGUGUUGAUUUAAAGUAGGAAAAUGAUGAUGAUAUUAGUACUAGACAUGUAAUAAUAGUUUCUCUUACAGGUACUAGUUUAAAGUCCACAACUGAGGAAAACUAUGUUGAUGACGACCAUGAAAUCCUACUUGGUGCUGAGUUAUCGUAUGGCUUGUUCCAGAAUUCAAUAGUUUCUGGAUACAUGAACGAUUCGGAAGGUAAUACAUUGUUUUCUUCAAGAUUUUGCUUCUGACUUACAGUAAAAUGUGUUUAAAUAAAACAAAACCGUACAGUGCUGUUUUCGUUGCCAAUAUCGUUUUAUAGUUAUAGGAUUGUGAUAACAAUAGCAAUGUCCACACAAGUCUUUUUUUCAACCUAUGUAACUAUGCAAGUAUAAAUACAUUUCCCAUGAUCCUUAGCCUUACUUAGUGCUCGUCUGCAGUGUCACAAUAAGCCACGAGUAGAAGGCAAUAGCUUUCUAAAGAACCUAUUCAACUGGGCUCAUAGAAUUUGGGUUACUAGGGGUUAAACAGACACUACUAUGCUGACAAGAGAAAUCAAGCCAAAGUGAAGUUAAAUUCUACGCUGCAAUAUUUAUAAAUAAUUUGUACGGCCUUCUUCACUGUAGAAUAAAUUGUUGGGAAUUGUCAAGAGAGUUGCAAAAUGCAGGCCCAAGUUUUCAGUUUGUCCAUUUUUUCCCUUUGCAUUUUAAGAUUCCCUUGUUAUGACACCCAAUACACCAAUUUUUACUUUUUGCGUGUGUCGAUAAUACUUGAUUUGUAUUUCUAUCCUUGUCCUGCUUGUAUUAUGUACAGGAUCAUUAACUGUUAUUUUACAAAAUACUUAUUCAUUGGAAGAACUAAAACCUUAACAUAACUUUCCAAAUCAACUUCUAAGCAUAUAUUCAGAAUUACCACUCAUUCAAGUUACACUAGAAAUAACGUUUACUUACUGCAAAAUACUGUUGCUUAUUUUUCCUAAUCCUCCUUUUUUUCUUCAACUAAUCCUACUUAAAGAGUAUUAAAGUACAUGUUAACUCACGACUUCUUCAUAGACAUUAAACAUAGGCUAUAGGACUUUACAUCCACUGCUUUUUAAUACUUACAUUUUUUCCAGCAACUAAAGAAGACAUACCUACAGUAGAACACGGGGAGCCCAUUAGUGAUCGAAGGAGUACUUUUCAGGCACACUUGGCUCAUGUGGUCAGCCCAUUGCAGGUUAGUGUAACAUAGUACGUAGCUAUACUUAAUAGCAAAUUCUACAUGGUAUCAUAAAGCAUCAUUAUCUAAUAUACUAUAAUUUUUUAUUUAUUUUUUUUAAGCACAGAAAAUCGUGACUUCAAAUAGUCUGGGACUAAAAUUCACUCCUGCUCGUUGAAUAAUACCUGACACAGUUUUUGGCAAUUAGUGUUUUAUUUUUUUUAUAUAUGCCAUAGAUCAUACCAUUUGUUAAUAUGUGGAGUGUAAAAUAGAUCACAGAUUAAUUCACCUACAGUUGACUUGAUAUCACUUUAUAUUACUAUUAAUUUCUAUUGUUAGUGAUAUGCCAGGGGAGGAACUGAGGAGAAGAAUCUCUGUCUUCCCAGGCCCUCAUUUGGCAUAUUAGUUUUGGAAUAAAGGAUGCUAAUGGGAGAAACUCCCACUAAUCAUGAGCAGACUGAAAAAGUAUGAAAAAAAGAGGAAAAAAAAUAUUUAAAAAUGCAGAUGCCCAAUAAAUAUAUUUGUUUGUUUUAUACGUUGUGUUUUUUUUUUUUUUUUUUUUACGCUGUCCAACAGUGCAGGUCAUGGCUUUACUUGGCUGCCAAGUUUUUAAUUGUCACUGCUGACCGACCUACAGUUCACAAAGUUCAAUACCCUCUGCGAGUAUUUGGGUAGCGGAAAUGCCAGCUUUUGUGACUAAAUCCCUCUGUAUUCCAGAGAUCAACCAGACAAUAAAACACAUUUUAUGUUUUAAACUAUUUUAAAUGCAAUGCACAGAAUUAAAGGACAUGAACUUCUGUGUGCCCUUUCUGUAACCUUUCUACUAUAUAUAUUGCAAUUACUAACGAAAAUAUGACAAUGCACAAGCCAUAUACCGUAAUGCCAGGGAUACAAUUGAUCUUUAGUCUAAAAUAAUUUAUCCUCUUAAGUAUAACAUCUAACUAUAGCCUCAAUGUCAUACUUUUAGAUACGCUUUUCAAAUGAUUUAAACAUUUUAAAUAAGCUUUUCAAAUGAUUUAAAAUUUUUAGAUAAGCUUUUCAAAUGAUUCAAUAUUUUUAGAUAAGCUUUUCAAAUGAUUCAAUAUUUUUGGAUAUACUUUUCAAAUGAUUUAUCCACUGAAGUCACCAUUAAAGCCUUUAAGAAGUUUUGUAGAUAAAUAAUUUGAAAGGUUUAUCUAAAAAUAUUAAAUCAAGGCCUAUAUUGCAGCUCAAUGACUGUAUCAAAAUGCCAUUUUCACUCAUUGCAUAAUCUAUUAAUCUAUGUCAAGCACUUUGCAUAAAUUCAUCGUACAACUAACCUUUGCAACACUCUGUUUAUGAUCCAUUGUGUACAAGUUUUUUUUCACGUUUUUGAAAAGUACCUUAACUUGAUUUUCAUGUUUUUUUUUUGUUUUGUUUUUUAUAAUUUGUUUUAUUGAAUCUUUGGCAAAUUGCUGCUAUUCGGAUCAGUUUUCUUAUUACUUUGUUAAAUAUGUGUACUGUAUACUGGAACAGCUACAUCUAGUGGCCAUCUUUUAGUACAGCUUGAACUACUUUAUUACAUUACAGGCAAUGAACUAAAUUGAUACUUAUUGCUGCAAUUUGCAACUAAUACUGCUAAUGUAGCUUGUCUGCAUCUCAUGUUUUGAUUGAUUUCAAUUAGCAAAUGGCUGCUGUUUCUAGUAAUUGAUUUAGGAUAAUUGAGGGAAGUUGUAGUGCCACUUUCUACAAUAAUUGUCAAUACUUAUUUAGUGAAAAAUGAUGCUUAAAAUGUACCAUUUGGGCACUCAUAUUUAUUAUUUAUAAGCAUUUCUUAACUGGUUGGAAUCAGACUGAUCAUGAAUUGAACCAACUACACUAUAUUUAAUCAUUUUCUGUAUUCAUUUAGUAUUUUUUCCAUGUCUUUUUUUGGUUUUGUUUUAUUGCCUGAAUUUAUGUAGUUUCACUAAUUUUAGGGUAACAAUAAUAAACAUUACAUUUUAAUCUUUACCAUUUUCACCAUCUCCAAAUUUUUGUUUGCUCUUUUUUGGAGGGCAUAAACCCGUUGGUCCUGUGGUAGACCUUCCACUUAACUCCUUAGUUUGACAUACAGUGUUAGACAAGAUCAGUUGGUGCUGUACAAAGAAAGGAACAGACAAUGUAAAGUAAGCUGAUGGAAAAUAAGGGGGAGGAGAGUGAGUUUAUCAACUGUAUGGGUUAAUAUUAGUGGCAGAGAUGUGCUAUGGUAGACAUGUAGAGUCAUAGUAAGAUUGGAAGAUGAUAAUAGAAUGGAUGGAAAUGUGGUGAAACAGAAGAGGAUACCUGGAAGAGCAGACUUGUUAGAAAAACUGGGAAUCAGAGGACUGGGAAUGUGGCGACAUGAAGAAUAGAUCUGAAUUAUUAAAAUUUUAGAGGGAAUUGUGGUGUACCAUUCUCUUUCAUCUAUAGAUAGGAAUUUUAUUAUACAUGAUGGUUUUGGCCCUGGUUCAAUAUCUCUCAACUUUCAGUCCCAUUCUUUUCAAAUAUAUCAAUACAUUUUUAUUCAAUAAAGUUAGGACAAAGAAAUUUCAUUGCCAGUCUUCAUAUAUUUGAGCAAUUUUGCAUGUUACCAACUCAAUAAUACGCGAAUGAAAACUUUUCAUAAUUUCUUCCCUAUUGGACGUAGUUUAGUUGUGGAGGUAGCACUAGUUUACACAUAAUCAUAAAAAUAAUGUCUUAUUAAAAAUAACGAACCAUUUAGAUAUCGGAUCUACCUGCAGGUUGAUCUGCCUUCCAUGAUAUCACUCUUUCUCACUGCAGGGGGAGAAAUAUCUCAGAGGUAGGGCUGAAGGAGAAAUAUCACAGAGGUAGGAGUCCAUGCCACUAUUGUUCAUCCGUAGCCAGUAUUCUAUGGGUGCUGGAUAUAGGAUAGAUUUUAUGUAUAUAUUUAACAUUAGCAGGCAGGAAGUCUUAUUCUGGGUUAGCUAAUAAUGUUACGUACACCUCCAGCAACAACACUACAAAUCUGUGCAUGUGCAGCAUUUCAUGCUGAAAUGCUGUACAUGCAGGCUCCUUGCACUAUGACCACUUCAAUACACAGAAAAUGGUCAUGGUGCUUCGAAUAACAUUUUAACUCUAUUUUCAACCCUCAGCCCAAGGGAUGAAGGUAUGGACCUAUUACAGGUGAUACUCGAAAAAUUAGAAUAUCGUGCAAAAGCUAAUUUAUUUCAGUAACGUAAAAGGGGAAACUAAUAUAUGAGAUAGACGCAUUACAUGCAAAGCAAGAUAGUUUAAACCGUGAUUUGUCAUAAGUGCAAUAAUUAUGGCUUACAGCUCAUGAAAACCCCAAAUCCACAAUCUCAGUAAAUUAGAAUAUUGUGAAAAGGUGCAAUAUUCUAGGCUCACAGUGUCCCACUCUUAUCAGCUAAGUAAGCCAUAACACCUUCAAAGGGUUUCUGAGUCUUUAAAUGGUCUCUCAGUCUGGUUCAGUAGGAAUCACAAUCAUGGGGAAGACUGCUGAUCUGACAGUUGUGCAGAAAACCAUCAAUGACACCCUCCAUAAGGAGGGAAAGCCUCAAAAGGUAAUUGUGAAGGAAGUUGGAUGUUCCCAAAGUGCUGUAUCGAAGCACAUUUAUAGAAAGUUAUGUGGGAGGGAAAAGUGUGGAAGAAAAAGGUGCACAAGCAGCAGGGAUGACCGCACCCUGGAGAGGAUUGUCAGGAAAAGGACAUUCAAAUGUGUUGGGGACUUUCACAAGGAGUGGACUGAGGCUGGAGUCAGUGCAUCAAGAGCCACCAUACACAGACGGAUCCUGGACAUGGGCUUCAGAUGUCGUAUUCCUCUUGUGAAGCCGCUCCUGAACAACAAAAAAUGUCAGAAGCGUCUUACCUGGGCUAGAGAAAAACAGACCAGGUAUGUUGCUAAUUGGUCCAAAGUCCUCUUUUCUGAUGAGAGCAACUUUUGCAUCUCAUUUGGAAACUAAGGACCCAGAGUCUGGAGGAAGAAUGGAGAGGCACACACUGCAAGAUGCUUGAAGUCCAAUGUGAAGUUUCCACAGUCUGUGUUGAUUUGGGGAGCCAUGUCAUCUGCUGGUGUUGGUCCACUGUGCUUCAUUAAGUCCAGGGUCAAUGCCGCCGUCUACCAGGAGAUUUUGGAGCACUUCAUGCUUCCAUCCGCAGAUGAGCUUUAUGGGGAUGCUGACUUCAUUUUCAAGCAGGACUUGGCAGCUGCCCACACUACCAAAAGCACCAAAGCCUGGUUCAAUGACCAUGGGAUUACGGUGCUUGAUUGGCCAGCAAACUCGCCUGACCUGAACCCCAUAGAGAAGCUAUGGGGCAUUGCCAAGAGAAAGAUGAGACAUGAGACCGAACAAUGCAGAAGAAGCAUCCUGGUCUUCCAUAACACCUCCGCAAUGCCACAGGCUGAUAGCUUCCAUGCCACGUCGCAUUGAGGCAGUAAUUGCUGCAAAAAGGGGCCCAAACCAAGUACUGAGUCCAUAUGCAUGCCUUUACUUUUCAGAGGUCCGAUAUUGUUCUGUGUAUACUCCUUGUUUUAUUGAUUGCAUGUAAUAUUCUAAUUUACUGAGAUUGUGAAUUUGGGGUUUUCAUGAGCUGUAAGCCAUAAUCAUCGCACUUAUUACAAAUCACGGCUUGAACUAUCUUGCUUUGCAUGUAAUGCGUCUAUCUCAUAUAUUAGUUUCCUCUUUUACAUUGCAUUACUGAAAUAAAUGAACUUUUGCACAAUAUUCUAAUUUUUCGAGUAUCACCUGUAUUUUUUAGCCCUCACCUGCUACUUUUGUGAGAUAGAGGAGAGACCACCCUCAAAUGAUAGGUUAUGGAAUGAAUGUCCAAAUGAACCAAUAAUAAAUUGCAUGGAUGUAUUAUGUGUGUAUAUGUAUGUUAUGUGUGCUAGUUUAGUCUAUGUGUGCUAGUUUAGUCCAGCUCUGCCCUGAGGUGUGUGUGUAUGGCUAAUUAUGAAUAUUGUUGUGACUAAUCAGGUGUGUGUUUUUAGUGAAAAUCGAGAUGGAAACCAGAUGAGCUCAGGUAAUUGCAGAUUGUCUGCACAGACAAUGAUGCAAUGUAUAGGCUAUGAAGCGGAAAACUAGUAGAUUUUAUUGGAACACCCAGAGAGUGACAGAAGUGUAGUGCCUUAUGCAAGUGAGGAAUUAAAGGAAAGCUCAAAUGGGAUUUUUAAUUUUUUUUUUAACAACAUUUUAGUAAAUAUACACCCAAUGAAAAUAUGUCUUGAUAUACGUUUACUGCUGCAUUUUUUAAUUGGGCGUAAAUAAAAAAAAUCAGCUUGCAAAAGUUGCAGAUAUGCUGACUGCAGCAUUUGCAAGCCCUCCCGUUCUAACCAAGUCUAGUCUUUAUGUGGCUGUCCAAUCACAGUCUUCCCAAUGUAGCUCAUUAAGAAGGUGCUAUGGACUCCCUUGAGUUUAGCUCCACUGAGCUAAUAAACCAAAGAGUUACAGGACUAUUUAUGCGAUUGACACCCAGUGGGAUGUAAUAAGGUUAAUUUAUACAUGUGCUAAUUUCUAUUUAAACUUGUAUUUUUUAUAAAAUGAAAAAAGAAGACACGCUCUUCACACAUAAAGCACUUCUGCAAGUGUCUGGAGGGUUUCUCAAAGCAUAGAACCUUUCCCCAAAUACUUUUGUCCUACAUAUUUAUACACCUGUACAGCUGCUACAUUUACCUGACAGUUAUUGAUCCACAGAGUUCUACUGUACCCUUAGUAGGCUAUUACUGCUAACAAUGCGACUGUGAUGUAUUAAAUCAUUUUUUUUUUUUUUUAACUUUCUCGUUAACCUGCUAUCCUUUCCUUAGGUUAAAGCAGUGCUGAAUAAAUUGUAUGAGAAUAAAAAGAUUGCUGCUGCCACUCACAACAUUUAUGCAUAUAGGUGGGUAUUGUACUGAAAUUUACAAAAACAUUGUAUAGGAACUGCUUCAAAAGUCUUGCUUUCAAUCUAUGAUACACAAAUGUGCAGACGGUCUGUUUUUCUUGGAAUGCAGUAAGGUUUUUUUGUUUCCCCCUCUCUCUAAGUUAUAGGGAUACUAUAAGCCCCAAAAUAACAUUGGCUUAAUGAAGCCGUUUUGGUGUAUAGAUCAAUCUCACUGGUCAUUUACCUGCCACUUAGUAGUUAAAUAGCUAUUAUUUCAGUUUAUGCACCCCUAGAAACAUCUCCCCUGGCUGUAACUCCCAAAGUCUACAUGAGAAAAUAGUUAAAUUUUCAAUCUGAUAUUACAGCACAGAAAUUCUAUAUUCAACAGACUGUGCUAUACAGAAAGUUUCAAAAUGAUCUCUCUCUUUACAGAAAGUGUUUAGGAAGGCUACAUAAGUCACAGCCAGGGGAGGCGUGGCUUAGGUCUGCAUUAACAAAGGGGGCCAACUCUUAAAGGGCAGAGAACAAAGCAGUGAGACUGCAGGGGUAUGAUCUAUAUACCAAAACUGUUUCAUUAACCACUUAAAGACCACAUGACGGUCAUGCAGUAACGGUACCAGCAGGGUUUAAAUCCCUGCUGCUACCAAGGAACCACAGGUAUCUUUUGAUACCUGAGGUUUCCCCCCGAGUGUUAGCUGGACCCACAAUUAGUGGCCACAGACUGACAGAUGAGCUAUGAGCAGCACUCAAAGUGAGCACUGCGCAUAACCUUUUAAAUCCUUUUAAAUAACGCACCUAACACUGUCAACAGGCUGCCACAUUAAAAAUAAGGCGACCCCCAGGUAUCUUUUGAUAUAUUGAUAUUAAUACACACACUAUAUGGAUCUGAUUCAGACAAGAUUAGGAAGGUAUAAAAAGUGUUACUGCAACAAAGUAUAAAUUUGUUUGUAUGUUUGAAAUGAUUACACCCAAGAAAAAGCCAAUGCAAAACCAUUGUAUGCUACAAAAAGUGAACCAAAAGUUUUCUUUUUCCUUAACUAUGUGUUUAAUGUACUUAGUAAUGCUGAGCUGUGACACGAACAUAAUGUUCUACAAAUAGCAAUUUUAAACAAGCAUCGCCCAUAAUCUUUUGUUAAUUAAGCAGUGCAUUUAGACCAAAAUCUCACAAAUAAAUUACAUAAGAAAAUGUUUUAUUUGUUGCUUGUACUUCUCUUUGAAGAAUCCGUAACACUGCACAACUAUGAUUUAUAGGUGGGUUCCAGGCCUUAAUGCUUACUCCUUAUGGUGUGUACUUUCUGUAGGAUACACUCUAAGAAAACAAAUACAUUUAUACAAGACUGCGAAGAUGAUGGAGAAACCGCAGCAGGAAAAAGACUUCUUCAUCUUAUGCAGGUAAUGUUAAUACUUAAAUUGUAUAACUACCUGUAAGAUCAAUUAUAUUGAAAGUUAUGUUCCAAAAAUAUUUAUUUAAUUUUGCACAUUCAUGAGGAAUUCUCACCUUGACAGAAACUUAUUCAAAAACUGCAGCACAUAGCAGAGGAGAGGUUUUACUUUUUCCCAAAAAAAGGACAAAAGCAUUCACUUAUAUACAAUGAUGUAAAUGGGAGGAACAUGUAACAUUACAGCCUGUAAAUAAUCUAUUACUGCUCAAGUACUGUUGCAAUGGUAAAGCAAUUGUGACAUGUGGCAAGAUUCAGACCUAUGCUCCAGCCACAAUGUUAUUCUCUGUGGUUCUCGAUUUGGAAAAAAUACUUAUGUAAUUUUUCAUUAAAGCAUCAUAAUGCCUGUGCUUACCCACAGAUCUUGGAUGCCCGUGAUGUCAUGGUAGUGGUAUCACGCUGGUAUGGAGGUAUCCUUCUUGGACCUGAUCGAUUCAAACAUAUCAACAACUGCGCUAGAAACAUUCUGGUGGAGCACAACUACACUAAUACUAUGGUAUGCUUUGAUGAUUUGGAUGAAUGUUUCCAUUUGUUUAUAUGCAUUUAUUUUCUCUACUCAGGCUGUUAUGAGAUACCAUACAUUUUUGACCAAGGCCUUUUUUGCCACUUUUACUAUGUGUUCAUUCCACUGUAUGAUAAUGCUUUUUGCACCGCUACAUAAUAUUUGUGGUCGUAUACAAUAAGCUGAGUUAUAGAAAUGGUGGUGUAAGUCAGUUUUGGUGUGCUGGAACCGACGUUCAGGUAAGGCCUGUAAAAGAGAGCAAAAAGUUUAACAAUAUACAUACAUACUCCUCUUGAGUAGGAGUUCAGUAUAAAUCUGUAAUAGUACAAAAAUGCAAGACAAUAGUGCAGUAUUGCUGGAACAAAUCAAAUAUGAUAUUUGAACGUUAGGAGUAUCACUCAAAAGUCAUGAGCCAUUUAUCACAUAUGGAUUGGAUGGUAAGCGCCUAUGGACACUUUAAGGAUGUCCGAUUCCUUUUCGCUCUGGUUCUCUUUCUGGGGCUCUCAUCCCCUGACACACAGGAUGCUCAGGAUACCAGAAGUAUAUACACAGGAUACCAGGAGUAUAUUCCAAAAGGUGCUGCAAGGAAAAGAGCAGAGGAAUGAGACCACUGGGCUCCUGACUUGUGAGUGAUACUCCUAACAUUCAAACAUCAUAUUUGUUUUGUUCCAGCAACAUUGCACUAUUGUCUUGCAUUUUUGUACUAUUACAGAUUUAUACGGAUUUCCUACUCAAGAGCUCUACCUUAUGUAUGUAUGUUGUUCGUAUUUGAAAUAUGUCCAGUACGGUGUAAGGGCUUAUUGAGGUAAGGAUAUAAAGUACCUGUAUUGUGGUUAAGGAUUAAAACAUUAACAGGAUGAUAAUUAGGGAUAGUAGAAACCUAGAUAAUAAUAGAACUUAUGAUUGUCAAUAUGGAUAUGAAAGAGAUACCUAGUAGUGCUGUGUCUAAUAAUGAGUUCCCACUGUGCGGCCUUCCACAAGAAGGACCUGAAGUAUGUAUGAGAAAGAUCGGAACAUCUCUGGUUUACUAAUGGGAAGGAACAUAUGUAAGAUCUAGUAAGUGCCUGUGACAGGAGUUGUGGAUUAUACAAGGCUUAGGUAAAACCGUGACAGACCGAGGAGGCCUGAAUAUGGUUAAAUGUGUAAUGAGGAGUUCUUGGUUCUCAGGAGUGCAGAGGGUCGUAAAUGAAGGAAUUGCAUGGGCAGAACAAGGCUGAGAGGAAUAGUGAACUGUAAUUGACCCUUGUAAAGCUGGAAAUGUUGUAUGUAAUUUCCCAAAUGUGUGGCAGAAAUUGUGUCAUAGUAGAUUGCCCACAAAGGGCCGUAUGUAAUAUAUGGAGGGAAGGCCCAGUGAGGUAUUGCAGCGGAAGGCAAAUAUUACCAAAUGUAGGUCUCGAGCUGCUGGGUGUAUAAUAAAGUGUAUGUAAAGUAAUGAUUAUGGUAUGAAGAAAUGUAGGUUAAUUGUCCCAAAGUUGUAGACAUGGAUUGUGAAUUGCGUAUGGACAGUAGUGAUGCUCUGGUAUUCGAUCUGAUUUCAUUUAUUUUUAUUUUUAUAUGUAAAUGCAGUAUAAUAGGGAAAUAUAUAACCCCCGAGCAACAGGAAGGCCAAAAUUAAGUUGUAGCUGUAAGCCCACCUGGGACCGUAUGACGCUUAUGUAAGUGAAGGCCUAGUGAGAUCAGUGUGUUAAGGUAUAGGAGUAGAAUGCCAAGAGAGCUCAUUCUGAUUCAUGAGUAGCGGGGUAGCUAUUUAAGGGCAGUUUGAGAAUUAGCGGGUGUAUACAUUUAUAUGAUGUGGGUUGUUGAGCUGUGGAGCAGUUGCAAUUUACACAGUGAUGCAAAAUUGCAGACCUGCUCCAUAUCAUAACGUGUAUAUAAACAACUUGACUCGUGAGAGGCCUGAAAGGUAGGACUCUUAAUUAGAGAUAAUGACGAGACACUUGAGUAACAUGGCACUGAUCGUAGUAGGUUGCCCACUGAGGGCCAUAUGAAGCAUAUGUUGAAGGUCAUUCAAGGGCCUAAAAUAAACGUAUGUGUAAUGUUCUGCAUCUCUCACGGAGACUUAAUAAUUUCAGCUUUUCUUUUUCAUUAAAAGUUGUGCCUUUUUUUUUCUUAAUGAAAGGUUGUGCAUUUUUUGCAUGAAUUUUUUUUUUUUUUUAAUUCUCUACAUGUAUGCAGUUAUUGUCAGGAUCUUAUCCGAGGUGGGAGUCUGUAGUGCAGAUAUGUUUGCUCACCCUAGCAGAUAGACACAGUCCAAGGUGACCAGAUAAGAAGCCACCUGGACUGUUAAUCUGUGCAUGGGGGCUGUGCAGGAAAGGUGAUUCCAAUGCAGUACCAACAAGGACAAAAACAGCAGGAUAGUCAGGGGAUAGCCAAAGUCAAAGAAUGCCAGAGGUCAGAGUAAACAAAGUGUAGUCGAAGUCCAGGGAUGCCAGAGGCCAGAAUAAACUAAGUCAGAAGCCGGGGUCAAUAUGGAGUUUAAGUUCAAGAGACUGGAAUACAGGAACUGAACACACACACCAGGAUCAAAGACUUGAUAAAGUUCCCAGGCUGAGGCUAUGUUUAUAUACCAUGCUGAUGACUGAUCUGAGUCAGGUGAAGCACUUUCAAUGACCACAGAUGAAGUGCAGCCCCCCGUGCUGCAGACAUAGCCAGGAAUAAUAGGGCUAGAACAGCUCUAAACAAACGGAACUACUAUGGCUCAAAGGCAGAUAGCAGGCCUAGGCCCAGAACUGUGAAUGCCUACCUAGUUAGUGAAAGGCUGAACAUGGGGCGAAUACAUGUUGAAUGUCAGUUGCAGCGUGGCCCAACGCGUGCUGAAUGAACAAACUUAAGGUUUUGUUGUAAUAAAUGCGCAAACAGCAGCAGGAAAAGCCAUUGCUGGGCCAGACAGUGCAGUGCCCCAUGAGCUUUGAAGGAAGCGGCUGUUUUUUACUAGACUGAGGUAAAAUGAAUACUUGCUUGGCCCACAGUAGGCCAGAACAGCUUGUUUGGAGUUUAGGUAGUUUGUGUUGAUGACCUUUGAACCAGAAGUAAAUGGUUCUGUGCUGAACCAGGCAGUCUCAGCCCAGAGGAAUUGGAGGUCUGUGUAUUUAUAGGCUGGGUAACUCCUCCCACAACUACAGGCUGAGCCGUUCCCAUAUAUCAUUUAAGGACUGAUUGGAGUCUAAAACUUCUAUACAAAUGCUCUUUAAAUCCCCAAAUGCUAUUUAAUUAAGAGUAUUUUGAAACUUUUUUUGUUUAACUGUUUUAUCAGCAACCGCUUCCAAAACUGCAGGUUGGAUGUCACUUUUUGUGUUUUCGGUACACAAUUUAAUUUUGUGUGAAAUUUCACUGACCGUGUGUGCCCCUAUACUGUAAUGCACUAAGAUGUAUAUCCUGGUAGUGGCUUAUAUCCCACUAUAUUUUAAUACAUGCAGGGGCAUCCACUCAUAUGCAGCAUAUAUAUCAAAUAAUAGGGUGCUAUAGGUUACAAACCGCUUCCAUAUUAUUAUUAUUAUGACAUUUAUAGAGCGCAGUCAAAUUCCACAGGUACAAUCAAAAUUUUAUAGCAUAAAUCAAUCGCACACCUAUAGUAAAAUGUAUGAAAAUCACAAUCUUUAUUUAAUGACAAAAUAAUAAAACUCUCAUCGGGCCUGAGUUAAAGAUGCAUGCUGGAUAAUAUGCCAAAUGUAUCUGUAGAAUCUAAGAAUAAAAAUUUGCCUGUGUAUUAAGUUAAACUAUAUUUAACUCUUUGUAUAUUUUCAGGAAGAAUCGGCUAAACAUACUGGAAAGAACAAACACACAGCAAAAGAAAAUAAGAAGAGACCUGACAAAUGAUGUAUAAAAUGGACUAGAUAAUAAUGUCAAAGUAUAAAUGGAGCACAUUUGUCUAUUUCUGUGAUGCUAGUUAUGCUUAAACAUUUAUUUUAUAUAUACAUAUAUAUAUUUUUAAAGAAUUAUCCAGUCCUAUUCUCCUAGGGGCAUAUUAGCCUGAAUGAUCAUGCAUCAUGACAUGAGAAUUUAAGGGAUCACCACUGUGAUGGCAACAUGAUAUUAAAAUGACUACCUGGAAUUUUGUUUUUACUUUUUUACUAAUACAGUGUUUCAUUGAACUGGUUGCAUUUUGGCAAAUGAGAGAAACUAUGGAUAUCCUAUUUGAAAAAAAUUAAGCAUUUUUUUUUUUUGCCAUUCUAUGUUUUAUUGAGGCAAGAUAUUGGUUACAACAAUAAAAUGGGAGACGUGUAAUAAAGACAUAUUAGUAUAGCGUUCCAACAUACAAUGAUAGAUUCAAAUCAAGAGUAGGGAGCUUUGGGUAUGGGUUGUCAGCUUCUUUUUAUAAGACGUUUUAAAGCAAAAUAGUAUAGAAGAUACACAGUCAAAUAUAAUUAACGUAGGAUCUACCAUAGUGGAAAUUGCAUCUCUAUAAUAUGUUAUGAGUUAUGAACCUAGCUAUGAAAUGUUGAUGAGUAGAGAAUGUGAGCUGCCUCUGUAGACAUCAGCAAGGGUCAAAGGCAGGUAUGCCGAUUUACAUUUUUAUCAGAGGCUGGCACCCACUUUGUCGGGGAGAGAAUAACAAGGUAGUGCAGGCCAUUAGUGGGUUGAGGGGUGAAGAAUAUGCAGGAUUGUAAGCCCCAUUCGCCAGCAGGUAGGGCUAAGCCGUGUAUUAAAAGGAGCAUCUAUAGACCAUCUAUAUUCAUUAUUGAAAGAAACAUUAUUGAAAAAUAACACCAAAACAAAUUAAAAUAACAUAAGGCAUAAGAACUGUGUGAAGAGAUGCAGAGUUCAAGCUGGUCACUGUAUUGUUGCUGUCACAGGAUUUCAUUUCUGCGCGGCUGGAACACAUGGUUGGAUUUUAUCUGGAUCCAUGGAGAUCUGCUCUAGCUUUUUGUAUGGUGUAGUUCCCCAGGUUCAGUCUGCAGGCUGAGUUGCUGAAGGGUGCUUGCAAUUUCUGAUGCGUGUGAUUUUGCAGCCAAGAUCUUUGGUGUAUUUUUUUGUUCAGACAUUUAUACGAUUAUAAUUCUUCCAUCGUGUUCACAAUUAAAAAAAAAAAAUAACAUAAUUGUAAAUAAAAAAAUACAGAAUACAUGCUUCUAUCUUAGCUGUUCAUGCAAGAGUGUGACUAUCCCAG